GAUUGAUCACUAACCACCAUGGGUCGAUAGAGAGGCAGGCACUGUUAAUUUCACACGAGCGUCAUUCUGCAUUGGAAGCCCACUGUCGGUGCGGCUACGGCAAUGAAAUUAAUCAUACCGUCAAUUCAUCUUUGUUUUUUUGUCCUCGCUGAUGAUGCUCGUGGUGCCGGUGGGCGAGGCCGUGGCCGUGCUCUUCAUGGAGAAGUGGGGCCGGGUGCGCGCGCUGCAGCUCGCCCUCGUGCCCUUCUGCGUGGGCUCCAUCGUCAUCGCCCUCGCCGACUCCUUCAGCCUCAUCCUGGUGGGCAAGGUGCUGGUCGGCGUGUCCCUGGCGGUGGGCACGAGUCCAGCCUCCAUCUACGUGACGGAGGUGGCGCGGCCGGACCUGCGGGGCGCGCUCAUCACGGCAGGGCCACUCAUCGGAGCAGCAGGCCUGCUCAUCGCGUACGCGGCCGGCGCCGUGGUGGCGUGGCGCGGCGUGUCGUGGUGCUGCUGCGCCGUGGCCGCCGUGCCGCUGGUGCUGCUCACCUUCUGCUGCCCCGAGAGCCCCGUGUGGCUCGUGCAGACCGGCCAGCUCGAGAAGGCGGAGCGCAGCCUGCGCCGGCUCGCGCCCACCGACUGCAGCAAGGAGGAGUACGCCGCCCGCGAGCUCCAGGCGCUGGUCCUGACGACCCGUCGGCGCGGAGGUGCUACCGUCUGCGCCGACGGCGUCACCGCCGCGCCUCGCCGCAGCCUCUACACGCGCAGCGUGCACGCCCUCAAGAAGGGCACGACGGCGCUGCUGCGGACCCGCUCCGCCCGCCGCCCGCUCUGGCUGCUCUGCGUCCUCAUGCUGCUGCAGCAGUUCAGCGGCUCCUACGUCCUGCUCUUCUACGCCGUCACCUUCUUCCAGGACGUGCAGAGCUCCGUGGACGACUACACGGCGGCGGCGCUGGUGGGGCUGCUGCGGCUGGUCAUGGCCGUGGUCACGCUGCCGCUGCUCUCGCGCUUCGGCCGGCGCCAGCUGCUCAUCUGGAGCGCGGCCAUCAUGUGCGCCUCCAUGCUCACCUCGGGCUUCUUCAGCCGGCGCUGGCCCGGGGCGGCCGCGGCGGCGGGCUCGGCGGCCGGCGGCGGCGGCGUCGACGACCUGGAGGGCCUCAACCUCGAGGACCUGGGCCACAUCGGCGGCGCGCGCUGGGUGCCGCCGCUGUGCGUGCUCGUGUACGUAUGCUCGUCGUGCAUCGGCGUGCUCAGCGUGCCGUGGAUCCUGGCCGCCGAGCUGUUCCCGCAGGAGGUGCGCGGCACGGGGCAGGCCGUCAUCCUCUCGCUCGCGCACGUCUUCAUGUUCGCCGCGCUGCAGUCGUACCGCGAGCUCAACGCCUGGCUGGGAUCCGACGGCGUGCAGUGGCUGUACGCGACCGUGUGCGCGGCCACGGUCCUCUUCGUGUGGCUGGUGGUGCCCGAGACGCAGAGCCGCACCGGCGAGCAGAUCGAGACCUUCUUCGAGAACCACAUCCUGUACAUGGGCCGGGCGAGGAUCUCGAAGAAGGGCGGCAAGGGCGAGGCCGCCGAGGAGGUCGGGUGCGGUGCGCCGGCCAAGGGCGAGGACGCGCCCGGGAAGGCCAACGACAUCUUCUUCCUCGAGUGCCGCGAAGAGCCCGAGGGCGCCGUCGAGGAGAGCUCGUGCGUCACGCACUUGUAGGAGAGGCCCACGCUCGGGGUCGAGCCUUAGCGCCCCGAGCGGCCAAGCGCUCUCCGAAAUAGACUUUUACAUGUAAAUUUAAACGCGAGGAAGGUGCUCUCGAAAACAAAACUCAUCUCUAAGUAUGAAAGCUAUCCUCCUCAUGUGUUAUGUGUCUGAGAAAACGCAUGGCUGUCAACCAUGUCAAUGUAUGUACUGUACCUUUUUGUAUUAUGUGUCUCUGUGAUUCGAUCACGAACAACUCCCUGAAAUGUCUCAUAUACUCUACUUUGUACUCCACUUUGCCAAAACAUCUUUUGUAUGAAAACGAAUAAAAUGUUAUUUCUAGUACAA
Molecule: messenger RNA, 2011 nt
Organism: Frankliniella occidentalis (western flower thrips)
Lineage: Eukaryota; Metazoa; Arthropoda; Insecta; Thysanoptera; Thripidae
Product: facilitated trehalose transporter Tret1-like
Exons: 7
Coding region: 152-1678 (508 amino acids)
Biological process (GO): transmembrane transport
Cellular component (GO): membrane
Molecular function (GO): transmembrane transporter activity
Source: RefSeq, a predicted model, not a curated record